Molecule: messenger RNA, 1670 nt
Organism: Trematomus bernacchii (emerald rockcod)
Lineage: Eukaryota; Metazoa; Chordata; Actinopteri; Perciformes; Nototheniidae
Gene: arr3b
Product: arrestin 3b, retinal (X-arrestin)
Exons: 17
Coding region: 91-1185 (364 amino acids)
Biological process (GO): signal transduction; visual perception; G protein-coupled receptor internalization
Molecular function (GO): G protein-coupled receptor binding
Source: RefSeq, a predicted model, not a curated record
CUCAUACACUCGGUGUUCGCUGACAGUGCAGGAUUAAAGAAGGCAGCAGAGAGGACUCAUUGACAGAACUGAACGACCGGAUCUAUCAACAUGACAAAGGUAUACAAGAAGACCAGCGGCAACGGAGAUAUUGCCCUGUACUUGGGGAAAAGAGACUUUACGGACCAUGUGGCAUCAGUGGAUAUAGUUGAUGGUGUUAUUAAAGUGGACCCUGCUAAUCUUAAUGGCAAAAAAGUAUUUGUCUACCUUGCUUGUGCCUUCCGCUAUGGAAGUGAGGAUUUGGAUGUUAUUGGGCUGUCCUUCAGGAGAGACAUCUGGAUCCAGCGUGUUCAGUUGUAUCCUGCCACAGGUGGAAGCCCAACCCUGACACCAAUGCAGGAAUGCCUCAUGAAGAAAGUUGGGGAACAAGGAUAUCCCUUCUCCUUCCAGAUGCCAACAGAUCUCCCCUGCUCAGUCUCCCUACAGCCUGGGCCAAAUGAUACAGGCAAGGCCUGUGGUGUGGACUUUGAGGUUAAAGGAUAUAUUGCAGAGAAAGCCGACCCUGCAGAUGAACCACCCAAGAAGGACACUUGUCGUCUGAUGAUUCGCAAAAUACAAUUUGCACCAAUUAGCAACAAGCCCGGACCCAAGGCUGAUAUAUCCAAACAGUUUAUGCUGAGUGACAAACCUGUGAACCUGGAGGCCUCCCUUGAAAAAGAGAUUUAUUACCAUGGAGAAUCAAUCACUGUCAGUGUGAAAAUCAACAACCAAACUACUAAGGUUGUGAAGAAAAUCCAAAUCUCAGUUGAGCAGCUAACAAAUGUGGUGCUCUACUCAUCUGACACUUACACCAAGGCAGUGUCCACUGAGGAGUUUGGGGAGACAGUUGAAUCCAAUGGUACAUUGGAGAAGUCCUUCCAAAUAACCCCCCUGCUGGCCAACAGCGUUGAGAAGAGAGGUCUUUCAGUUGACGGACGGCUAAAAGACGGCGACACCAACUUAGCAUCCACAACCCUGAGUCAAGGAGAAAAGGAAAUGCAGGGAAUCCUCGUCUCCUACAAAGUCAAAGUCAACCUAAUGGUGGCUGGCGGAGGCCUGCUCGGUGGACUUACAGGAAGCGAUGUCACAGUGGAGCUUCCUCUGACUCUGAUGUCCCCCAAACCCGCAGAAGUGGUCGACAUCUCAAUCGAAGCCAUGGAGGAUUGAGAUGACCAUCGAAGGAAAAUCACCUCUCUGACAAAAACUCAGAACACAAAAGAACUCAGUACCAGUAAAAAAAAGAAGCACAAAGUGUCAUUAAGUCACUAAAUGUUCUUAUUUCACAUGUUCAUAUACAGUUUUAUUAGGCAUCACCGUGAGAGCACCACAAGAGUUACUGAAAAAUAGUCUAAACUCUAUGGGACAUUUACAUGAAUUCCAUUAAAGCAAUAAUUAGAUACAAUAAUAUUUUCUUGUGUAAGGAAAUUAACAUUAGAGUAGACUCUUCUUUCUGUGUGUUAAGAUUGACAACCCUUCAAUUAAUGUUUAUUGCGUUGUGUGUGAAAUUACCAAAAUACUCCUACUUGUGUCAUUCUUUUUGGACAAGAACAGGUGAUAAAUACAUUGUUUCCCCAAUUAUUGAAUUAUGUUUGUUUAUAAACUCCCAAAAUACUCCUACUUGUGUCAUUCUUUAUUGGUCAAGAAAAGGAAAU